Carlito syrichta (Philippine tarsier) is the source of this 620-nucleotide messenger RNA. RefSeq names its product zinc finger protein 510-like. The transcript is spliced from 3 exons. NCBI's taxonomy places the organism in Eukaryota, Metazoa, Chordata, Mammalia, Primates, Tarsiidae. Gene Ontology annotation, biological process: regulation of DNA-templated transcription. The annotation marks the transcript as partial. The record is from RefSeq and is a predicted model, not a curated record.
UUCCAAAAGAGUCAGGCUUAGGGUGCUAGAUGAAAGUUUCAGGUAAAUUCAAUUUGUUUUUCAGGCCCGAGUCCCAGCCCUUCUGAAAGAAAGCAACUGUGACAAGAGGCUGGAAAGAGGGAGUCCAUGCCAGGUCCUGCCACUGAGAACGACCCAUUUGACAUAGACCUGUUUCAGAACUUCAGGGCCAAGGCAGAAGAUUCUAGAAAGGCACAAGUUCUGAUUUGCUUCACCUGAGGCAGUUCUUGGUUCCCUGCGUAGCAUGAAUGAACCUUCACAGGCCUCUACUCUCUUCCAGGAGCAGCACAAAAUGAACAUGGCUCAGGGAUCCGUGUCAUUCGAGGACGUGACUGUGGAACUCACCCGGGAGGAGUGGCUGCAGAUGAGCCCCGGGGAACGGAGCCUAUACAGGGAUGUGAUGCUGGAGAACUAUGGCCACCUCAUCGCAGUGGGUGAGCAGACCUGCCACGGGAAUCCUUCUGUAUCAUGUUUGCUUUUUAAAAAAAUUUUCAAGACACAUAGAUUCUUUAUAGUGAUUAAAGGCUUCAUAAUUGAAGCCUUUACAGAAACAAAAACAGUUUUUGUCAUUAUCUUCCUUUCCAAAACAUCAGAUGAAUAUU